GGCGUUCCCGAACACUCAAGCGUGACCGCGCAGCGCGCACUCGUGAAGCUCGUAUGGGGAGCUCACGAACACGCAGGACCAGAGCAUCAGGAUCAUACGCGUAGGAAAAACCCGAGAAUGUGACUGGAGUGUAAAGGAUGAAGGAUGCGUUCGCUGGAAAAGGUCACACGAAUUGCAUGAAGAAAUCUUAACACACCUGCCACGGAUUACCACUGACACACACGCAUCACGGCUUUUUUUAGGGAACAGGAAUACCAGGAAUGGAGGAUUUGAUAUUUUACCAAAGCAGGAGAGUGGAUCUGACGAGAACACUGGACAGUGAAUGAGGAUUUUUCCAGAGGGGACCAGAGAGCGUGUAUGUGUUUUUCUUCAAUGACAGGAGUAAUCCGGCUGAGUUGAGGGUCUGAAGGCAGGAGACACUUGCUGGAGGAGUUUCUCAGCGUACAUCGGCAUCGAGCAGAUCCCAUUUUCACAGACCAUGUGGUUAGCGGUGUGCAAAAACCGGCUCGUUUUGCACCAGCAGGACUGCUGCAGUAGCAGGGCUCACAACGUGUCUCUGUGGAUAUGGAUUUUUUGUUGGUGUGUGACGCUCGUCAGGGGACAGAGCUACCACCCAACCGUGAAUACGCAGUAUGGGAAAUUACGAGGUGCACGGGUUCCUCUGCCCAGUGAGAUCCUGGGACCGGUGGACCAGUACCUUGGCGUGCCGUAUGCUGCCCCACCGGUGGGGGAGAAACGCUUCCUUCCUCCUGAGCCACCCUUGUCUUGGUCGGGGAUCAAAAACGCCACUCAUUUCGCGCCGGUGUGCCCGCAAAACAUUCACAACGCCGUUCCGGAGAUCAUGAUGCCAAUCUGGUUCACCUUUAACUUGGAUAUAGUUGCCACUUACAUACAAGAUCAAAACGAGGAUUGUUUGUAUCUAAACAUCUAUGUUCCAACGGAGGAUGUCAAAAGAAUAUCCAAGGAAUGUGCCAGAAAACCCAACAAGAAAAUAUGUAGAAAAGGAGGAACCCAUUCCAAAAAACAGGGCGAGGAUUUAUCCGAUAACGACGGUGAUGAAGAUGAAGACAUACGAGAUACCGGAGCCAAGCCUGUGAUGGUGUACAUUCAUGGAGGAUCGUACAUGGAGGGCACAGGAAACAUGAUUGACGGAAGCGUGCUGGCCAGUUACGGGAACGUCAUCGUUAUCACGCUCAACUUUCGAGUCGGCGUCCUAGGGUUCCUCAGCACAGGAGACCAAGCUGCUAAGGGAAAUUAUGGGAUUUUGGAUCAGAUCCAGGCUCUACGUUGGAUAAGCGAGAACAUUGGCUAUUUCGGCGGUGAUUCCAAUCGCAUCACUGUUUUUGGAUCAGGAAUUGGUGCAUCUUGUGUGAGCCUUCUGACCCUGUCCCACCAUUCUGAAGGAUUGUUUCAUCGUGCCAUAAUCCAGAGUGGCUCUGCAUUGUCUAGCUGGGCCGUCAACUACCAGCCGGUUAAGUACACAAGGCUGCUGGCAGAGAAAGUGGGCUGUAAUGUGCUGGACACACUAGACAUGGUAGACUGCCUGAGAAAGAAGAGCGCUCGUGAGCUGGUGGAACAAGACAUCCAGCCAGCGAGAUACCACGUAGCCUUUGGCCCAGUCAUUGAUGGCGAUGUCAUUCCCGAUGACCCUGAGAUCCUGAUGGAGCAGGGCGAGUUUCUCAACUAUGACAUCAUGCUGGGUGUCAACCAGGGCGAGGGGCUGCGCUUUGUGGAGAACGUUGUGGACUCUGAAGAUGGCGUCUCGGGUAAUGAUUUCGACUUCUCGGUCUCUGACUUUGUGGACAGUCUUUAUGGUUACCCAGAGGGAAAGGAUACCCUACGAGAAACCAUUAAGUUCAUGUACACAGACUGGGCAGAUAGAGACAACCCUGAGACACGCCGUAAGACUCUGGUGGCACUUUUUACUGAUCAUCAGUGGGUGGAGCCCUCGGUGGUGACAGCAGAUCUUCACGCCCGGUAUGGGUCACCCACUUACUUUUACGCCUUCUACCACCACUGCCAGAGUCUGAUGAAGCCCGCUUGGUCAGAUGCGGCCCACGGAGAUGAGGUGCCCUAUGUCUUUGGCAUUCCCAUGAUUGGCCCGACCGACCUGUUCCCCUGCAACUUCUCCAAAAAUGAUGUCAUGCUCAGUGCUGUUGUCAUGACCUACUGGACAAACUUUGCCAAAACUGGAGAUCCCAACAAACCAGUGCCUCAGGAUACCAAGUUCAUCCACACGAAAGCCAAUCGCUUCGAAGAGGUAGCCUGGUCCAAAUACAAUCCGCAAGACCAGCUGUACCUGCACAUUGGCCUAAAGCCACGAGUCCGUGAUCACUACCGCGCCACUAAAGUGGCAUUCUGGAAGCACCUGGUCCCUCAUCUGUACAACCUUCAUGACAUGUUCCACUACACCUCCACCACCACCAAAGUGCCACCACCCGAGACGACUCAGAACUCCCUGUCCACCAAACGUCCCAACGGCAAAGCCUGGCCGUUCAACACCAAGCGGCCUCCAAUGUCUCCGCCGUACAACAGCGAGAGCGGAAAGGAGCAGUGGAACGGAGAAGAGGAACCAGGCCCUCUUUUGGUGGAGAACCCACGGGAUUACUCCACCGAGCUGAGCGUAACCAUCGCAGUGGGAGCUUCACUUCUGUUCCUCAAUGUUCUGGCAUUCGCCGCUCUGUACUACCGCAAGGAUAAGCACCGACAGGAACAGCACCCGCAACCCAGCUCACCACGAGCCACCACCGCCAACGACGUGAACCGGCACGCCCCUGAAGAGGAGAUCAUGUCCCUGCAGGUCAACCAGACGCACCACGAGUGCGACGUUGGGCCGCCCGGUGACCCAUUGGGGCUCGCUUCACUUCCCGACUACAGGCUGUCUCUGCGGCGCUCGCCUGACGAUAUCCCACUCAUGACGCCGAACACCAUAACCAUGAUCCCCAACUCGCUUGUGGGCAUGCCCAACCUACAUCCCUACAACACCUUCACGGCUGGCUUCAACUCCACCGGCCUGCCACACUCCCACUCCACCACGCGUGUAUAGCUUUAUGGCCAUCCGACAAAGGGAGGGAUGUGGGGAAAGUCUUUGGUUUUAGUGAAAACAUUGAAGUGAGAGGAUGGGGAUCAGGACGAUGACGGAAACAAGAAUAGACUUUUGCAAAAAGCAGUGACAAGUUCUUUCCAGAUGUCAAGUUGUGCAAACCUGCCAAAACAGAACUGCUCUCUUUCCUUUGAAAAGGGAUGAGCGUUUCAAGCAGUAUUUUUUCUAAUCAUCGUUUAAAAAAUAACGCCUUUUUAUGCAGAAUCGGGCGAAUUACUUUUUUCUUGAAUAAAUAACAAAAAAACAAAGGAAAGUGCAUUUUAUUUCCCAUUACAGUCUUUUGUGGGAACAUGUUUCAAAACAGUGGCCUCUAAGGUGACAUCUGCAUAUUAUUGUUUGCUUUGCUUUUCAAUUUCUUUUCAAUGCCUUAUAAAGAGCUGUUUUUUUUUUCCACUUAAUUUGACGAUCUUUCCCUGAGAUGUGUUUGUGUGGAACGUAGCGAUCUGACUUGAGACAGACGACGAAUAUGGAAACCGCUGGAUUGAAAUGGUAACUGCAACUCGUUUUCCAGUUGCAUAACCUCACAGGUGGUGUUUUAACAGUUUUUUUCUUGGUUCCACUGAAAAUCUUUUGUUUGAAACUUUUUCAUCCGACAAGACUGGAGAUAAAGACUUUUAAAGUUACUGUAAUUGUUUUGUUUAAAGAAAAGUGCAUCUUUUACAACAGAAAUUAGCUAUCGGCUCCUGCGUCAGAGCAAUUUGGUGUGUGUGUGUGUGUGAGAGGUUCUGAGUAUGAAUGGGAAUAUUUGAGUUGAGUCGGUAUGUGUGUGUGUGUGUGUGUGUGUGUGUGUGUGUGUGUGUGUGUGUGUGUGUGUGUGUGUGUGUGUGUGUGUUUGAUUGCCUUUGCCAUGUUUUCUGUUAAAUAUUUGUGUGAUGGGGUGGGGGGGGUCUUAUUUACCACUGCGUUGAUUUUGUUCACCAUAAGUAGUGUUUCAGCUGCGUCUAUUGUCAUCUGUCUUUGCGAAAUAGAACUUUUUUGUUAUUUUAAGAAAGUUACAUAUGUCUAAUUUUGCUUAAGAAUUACAAAAUAAAUCUAUUAUUUUACAUGCAAGAGAAAACAAUAGCUUAAGAUUGAACUGAACUAACUGACAUGAUUCUUUUGACUUUGUAAGCGUUCCUCUCGACUGGAGACAGUGGCCUCUUUACACUGAAUAACCUGACUUCAGUGUAGACCUGUGUUUCUUUAAAUAUAUAUAUAAAUAUGGGCAUACAUACAUAUAUGUAUAGGGCUUUUAUGAAGAUUUUGCUCCCAUUGACCUAAACGUGUAAAUGACUAUUAUUAUCAAUUAUUAGGCUGAAAGCACCAAUAUUCAGAGGGUAGAGCAUUUUAUCCUCUACACCAUAAUCUGAGGCCACAACAAGUGUCUUUUUAAUAGCUCUAUAUGUAUAUUUAUGUAUAAAUAUAUUUAAUAUUUAUUUAUGUAUACCAGAUGUAUACAUGCUGAUUGUGCCAUGUGCCAAAUUAAACCAUAAAACUGGAGAAGAAAA
Molecule: messenger RNA, 4590 nt
Organism: Cyprinus carpio (common carp)
Lineage: Eukaryota; Metazoa; Chordata; Actinopteri; Cypriniformes; Cyprinidae
Gene: nlgn3a
Product: neuroligin 3a
Biological process (GO): chemical synaptic transmission; modulation of chemical synaptic transmission; synaptic vesicle endocytosis
Cellular component (GO): cell surface; postsynaptic specialization membrane; synapse
Molecular function (GO): signaling receptor activity; neurexin family protein binding
Source: RefSeq, a predicted model, not a curated record